Molecule: messenger RNA, 764 nt
Organism: Temnothorax curvispinosus
Lineage: Eukaryota; Metazoa; Arthropoda; Insecta; Hymenoptera; Formicidae
Product: protein draper-like
Exons: 4
Source: RefSeq, a predicted model, not a curated record
GACUGGACAAUGUUCCUGCAAAACGGGAUGGGACGGCAAAAUCUGUGACAGGCCGUGUCCCUUCUAUACCUUCGGCAAGGGUUGUCAAAAUCAUUGCAUCUGCAAGAACAACGCGCAGUGCUCGCCCAUCGACGGCACUUGCAUUUGCGCGGACGGAUAUCGCGGAAUGGAUUGCGGCAAUCUGUGCCCCGCGAAUACGUUCGGGGAGGACUGCGUGCAGAAGUGCGCCUGCAAAAACGGAGCCAGCUGCUCGCCUGAGAACGGAAGCUGCAAUUGCACGGCUGGAUGGGUCGGUAUCUUGUGUGACCGUCCGUGCGAUGACAAAUUCUAUGGCAAGGAUUGCGAAGGCAAAUGCAAAUGCUAUAAUAAUGCAGCCUGCCACCCGCAAAAUGGCACGUGCACGUGUGCGGCUGGCUUCACCGGUAUGCUAUGUCAGGACCGUUGUAGAAAGGGCUUCUAUGGAAACGGAUGUAAUCAGAGAUGCAACUGUGUCGAAGAGAACACCGUGGAUUGUGAUUUCACUACCGGGUAUUGCAACUGCAAGCCGGAAUGGCGAGGAAUACGAUGCGAAACAAAGUGUCCGGAAGGUCUUUACGGCAAGGAUUGUCAUUUACAUUGCGAAUGCAUGCACAACAGUUCGUGUGAUCCCACGACCGGAAGUUGCGUCUGCGCCAAGGGCUGGGAGAGCUCUGAUUGCUCGCAACCCUGCAAGGAAGGAUGGUACGGGCUGGGAUGCAGAGAAAAGUGCCCGGAGAAAAUAAACG